GAAAUGAACCAAACAAACAAGAAGAACGAACAGUGAGGUUCCCGACGAUUGCAACCGACUUCAUGAAUGAACUAGAGAAGCUAAGCUUGGACUCGUGGAAACGUCUGGUGGAAUGUCUGGCAGUGAUAAAGAACGAGUUCCUGUGCGACAGAAUGAUAGAAGGUUCCCAAGCGUCGUUGAACCGAAAGAAGGCGAAGUUAAUGUCAGUGGAAGAGGAACAUGUGAAACUGGCACAGUCAGAGACAACAAUGGUAACAACGCUAAACGCCCGUCGUCGCCUAAUUGAAGACUCAAACAAGGCCGAAAAGGCAGCAAUGACGAGACUACGAAAGGCCUUUACGGCAAUAACAAAAGUGGAUCGAGAUCACCUAUUGCGAGGUUUUACGGAACCAACAGAACUGUUCCUAAGUUUGAACAAUAAUGACGAAGUAAAGAACAUCGGCGAUACAAUCGAAAUAAAGUUGGGAAACGUAACGCUACACGUGGGAAAGGAAAGAGCACUAGAAAAAAUCUGGCGUGAAUCCUUAAAGCUACACGUAGAACCCGAUGUGGAAAGAACAGAUAUGUCACAAAUGGAAGUAAUUGAGGGCGGAACAAUUAACCUGGGAACCAUCGAAGCGUCCGCCGUGUUCAUUCUGGACAAGGAAGAUCCCAAAGAAAACGAAGUGGAGGCGUUAAUGAACCCGAGCGCAAUUGCACUAGGGCCAAGAACAAGGGACGGAUACGGAUUCGUGCACUUGUCGAUGAUCUUCAGGAUUUCAAAAUUCUUUCCGAUCUCACCACCGAAUUAUUUUGCCAACGUAGCGGCAGAAAUGGGAUUGACGCAUGAAAUCUACGGAGAACUGAAAGGGAAGAACAUUGAUCUGCCUAUCCCAGGCACA
This is a messenger RNA of Notodromas monacha, 881 nucleotides long. NCBI's taxonomy places the organism in Eukaryota, Metazoa, Arthropoda, Ostracoda, Podocopida, Cyprididae. The record is from the annotation of a GenBank genome assembly.